AUGGUCUCCGCUUUAUUCACUGAAAAGGCUGCUGCCGUCAACGCCUUAACCACCCGCCCAUCCGACGACCAAUUGUUGGCCUUGUACGGCUUGUACAAGCAGGCCACUGUCGGUGACAACGAAACCGCCAAGCCAGGUAUGUUCGACUUGAAGGGCAAGUACAAGUGGGAAUCUUGGAACAAGUUGAAGGGUACCUCUCAGGAAGAUGCCGAAAAGCAGUACAUUGCUUUGGUCGACGAAUUGUUGGCUUAG
This is a messenger RNA of Babjeviella inositovora NRRL Y-12698, 252 nucleotides long. It is a transcript of the gene ACB1, whose product is annotated as long-chain fatty acid transporter. Bases 1 to 252 code for a protein of 83 amino acids. Gene Ontology annotation, biological process: fatty acid metabolic process. NCBI's taxonomy places the organism in Eukaryota, Fungi, Ascomycota, Pichiomycetes, Serinales. The record is from RefSeq and is a predicted model, not a curated record. The transcript is spliced from 2 exons. Gene Ontology annotation, molecular function: long-chain fatty acyl-CoA binding.